Molecule: messenger RNA, 1755 nt
Organism: Parascedosporium putredinis
Lineage: Eukaryota; Fungi; Ascomycota; Sordariomycetes; Microascales; Microascaceae
Source: the annotation of a GenBank genome assembly
AUGGCCGUUGGUGCAGAAUCCGAAAGACGGCCCAUCCCGGCCGAUGAGCCGUACUAUGACCUUGGUGAUUAUCGCCGAACCAUCACUACACGCAACCGCGAUGCCCAAAUCUGGUUCAACAGGGGGCUGAUCUGGGCCUACGCCUUCAACCACCACGAGUCGGCCGCCUGCUUCGAGCAGGUCGUCGCCCACGAUCCCACCUGCGCCAUUGGGUACUGGGGAAUAGCCUUCGCAUCCGGGCCCAACUACAACAAGGGCUGGAGAAUAUUCGACGCCAAGGACCUCGAGACGACGGUGAGGGUAUGCUACGAGAUGGCGCAAAAGGCCAAGCAACGUUGCUCCACCGCGAGCCCGGUCGAAAAGGCCUUGAUCGACGCCAUCCAGCUGCGCUUCCCGACCGCGCAGGUGCCCGCCAAGUUCAAGCCUUCCGUCCGCUCAUACGCCGAGUGCAUGACGCAAGUAUACCGCCGCUUCGGCGCAGACGACCUAGACGUCGUCACGCUCGCCGCCGACGCGCUGAUGGCGGUCUCGCCCUGGAAGCUAUACAGGGCGCGCACCGGCGAACCUGACCUGUCCACCCCCGUGCUGCAGGUCCGCGAUAUGCUAGAGCGCGGGCUCACGCGGUCGGACGCGCGGCGGCACCCCGGCAUUCUGCACAUGUAUAUCCACCUCGUGGAGAUGUCCAAGACGCCCGAGCGUGCCAUCGUGGCGGCGGAUUACCUCCGGGACCUGGUGCCGGACGGUGGCCACAUGCACCACAUGCCCAGCCACAUCGACGUCCUCGUCGGCGACUACCGGCGGGCGCUCAACACGAAUCUCAAGGCGACGUUUGCGGACGACAAGUACGUGGCGCGGGAGGGCGCGCGUAAUUUUUACUCCUUUUACCGCAUGCACAACUUUCACUCCCUCAUCUACGCGGCCAUGAUGGCUGGCCGGUCCGCCGCGGCGCUGGAGGCGACGGCUCGUAUGGAGGCGACGAUUACGGAAGAUUUAUUACGGAUGGACUCGCCGCCCAUGGCGGAUUGGCUCGAGUUCUUCAAUUCGGUGCGGGUACACGUCUUCAUCCGGUUUGGCCGGUGGAAAGACCUCCAGGUGCUCCCUAUUCCCCAAGACGGGCAACUCUACUGUGUAACCACGGCGAUGGUGCGGUACGGAAGGGCCAUUGCAUGGGCUGCAACGGGCAACGUGCCUCGCGCCGAAGAGGAACGUGCUCUCUUCCGAGCCGCUUGCACGCGUGUGCCCCCUACGCGGCUCGAUUUCCCCAACAAGGUGGUCGACAUCCUCAAAGUCGCCGAAGCCAUGCUCGACGGCGAGAUCGCUUACAGAAGAGGGGACUACGACCAGGCGUUUGCGCAUCUCCGCCUCGCUAUCCAGCGCGACGACGACCUCGUCUACGCAGAGCCCUGGGGCUGGAUGCUCCCGACACGGCAUCCGUACGCCGCCCUUCUCCUCGAGCAAGGCCACGUCGAACAGGCGGCUGCGGUCUACGAGGCGGAUCUGGGGCUAGAUGACCAGCUGUCCCGCGCGCUGCAGCACCCGAACAACAUCUGGGCGCUGCACGGUUAUCACGAGUGCCUCGUCCGCUUGGGCCGACGCGGGGAAGCAAGGAUGGUGGCCAAGCAGCUGGAAAUCGCAGCGGCUGGUUCCGAUACCGUGAUUCAAGCCUCGUGCUUUUGCAAAUCUAGUGUGGGUGGGGAUGGGUACUCGGCGGUGGCUCCGGCGCCGGCGUGCGAUGGGGAUCCGGCCGUGGAUUAA